This is a messenger RNA of Macrosteles quadrilineatus (aster leafhopper), 3310 nucleotides long. RefSeq lists its product as uncharacterized. NCBI's taxonomy places the organism in Eukaryota, Metazoa, Arthropoda, Insecta, Hemiptera, Cicadellidae. The record is from RefSeq and is a predicted model, not a curated record. The transcript has 8 exons. Bases 392 to 2761 code for a protein of 789 amino acids.
UAAAUGUCAAUUUCUAUUGUUGUUUUAAUUUUUAACCGACGAUAAGAUAUAAAUUAGUUUCAUUUUAAGAAAACAAUACUAUUAUUAUACUCAAAGUGAUGGCUCUAUUAUUACGAAUGCAUGAGUCACUAUCCCUACUACACCAUAACUGAAAAUAACAUGUAGAGGCUACUUUAUUCAAUCAAGACUUUGCCACCAAGCCUACGCUAUGCAUUGGUUUAUUUUAGCGAAUUAAAUUAAUGAAAUCAAUGAGUAAGGAUGACAACAUAAUUCAUUUACCAAGAAUUAACGGAAUAAGUUAAGAAUUAAGACACUUGAAUACAGCUUCAAUUCACUGUGCACCAGGACUGAAAAUAUUGAAUUUUUAAUUUAGCCUAAGUUAUCUUUUAAAAUGAAGGAAGUGAACAAGUCGAUUAAUUCUAUUGAGACUCGAAAAAUUAGAAAAAUACUAAAUGAAGAGGCAAAACUGGGAAUCAGUCCAAAUAGUGACUCGGAGACUGAACAAGUUGAUCUAUCCAAGGAACUUUAUCCCUUGGGAUAUUAUAUUAACAACAGAGAAGAAAUGAUUGAACAGAUGUUUUCUAUUAUAAAAGGAGCAAAACUGAAGAAAAUGCUGCCACCCAUACUACGGGACUUGCCCUUUGAUGAGCUUAAAGCUGACUGUUUGAUCCACCUUCUUGGAAUGUCUAAGAAGAGAAUCAAAGCUAUAUUAGAGGGGAAGGAAAUUAAUUCUUCUUCUGACUCUGAAACUCACUCUGAUGAUUCAACACCAAGCAAAAAACCCAAGAUGGAACUCCAACCAUUUGUAAUAAAACAGGAGGGGUGCUCCGAUAUUUCUGACAAUUCUGAAGAGGUAGUUCUAGUUGAUCCUGAUCUUGAUUUCUUAAAAGUAUCCAGCAGUGACGGUGCUAAGAUUACAGAAGGUAAGAAAAAGUCCAAGAGAAAACUAAAAAGAAAAGAGUUGGACAAAAAGCUCAAAAGAACAAAAGUUAAACUACAUGUAAAAACAUCUGAUACAGAAGUUUUCCGUAUCGAUAGUUCUGCAGAAAGUGCUUCAGAAAAGGAAGAAGAAACUGAGGCUCCCAAAGAAGGAAAAACUUUAUUGGAAAUUUUAGAACUAGAAAUGAGAGCUAGGGCAAUUCGUGCUUUACUGAAGAACAAUGAACCUCCAGAAAAUGAAGGACCUUUAACAGCUUUGGAAGAAAAUAAACAGAAUCCAGGAGGGUCAAAAGAGCAGUCGAAAAAACAUUUGGACGAAGAUACAAAUGAAAAAGUAACUCCAGCCAAAAACUUUAGGAAAAAGAAACGGAAAAAUGAUGAUGUUAUCGUUAUAACUCCCAAGGUAGUGACAAUUGAUCUAACUGAUGAAAAUGAACAUUCAGGCUUCAAAAAAACUGUAGAUAAUGGAGAACCUUCUAGCUCACAAAAUAUUGUCUCAAAAGAUCAAUCGCCAGAGGUCUCAGUCAACAAUUUGUCAGAAACAAACAAAGAAGUUGUUAAAAGUUCAGUGUCAGAAUGUAUCCCAGUUGAUGAACUACUUUCAAAGGCUGAAAGUGAAAUUAGUUCUGAAAGAGUAGUUUCAUCCUCUGUUGUAAAACAAACAAUAAACGAGACCGAAAAAACUCCUGACAUAGAUGACAAAAAUAGUUGGGCCCAAAGGUGGUUGGAAAGCAAAGAAGUAAAAAAAGUUGUCUCAACCAGCAAAAUUUGUGGUAACAUCAGGAAAAAAAUAAAACGUGCAAAACUGGCCCAGAAACAAAAACUAGUUGAAGACAAACCAGAAAUACCGUCACCGGUUCCUCAAAGAGAAAUUGAAGGGAGUGUGGUUGAGUAUAAGUUGCUCUCAAAACCAAAAGAAAUAUCAAGUGACAUUGAUAGUGCAAUUGACGACGUUACUCAAACAAGCGUACUAUCAGAAAACCAAGGACCUACAUCUUCUGUGGCUGAAUUAAACCCAACGUUCACAGCAGACCAAGUUGAAGAUGUUACCUCUACCAGAGUUGAAAAUCAUUCAAAUGAUACUCAAGAACCUGCAUCAGGAGUUUGUAUAGAUGAAGUAAACAAUCUUAUUACAAAUAAAGAAGCUUGUGUCAUUGAAGUAACCAAGACUGAUUGCCAAAAGAAAGAAAUUGAUGUACCUCUUACAGCUGACGAAAACCAAAGUCGUAUUGAAUGUGUGAACAAGAAUAUUAAUGGGUAUCAAAAAGAUGAAAGCCUUGCUGAUUUAAUAGUUAUUAACGAUUCUUCACCAAGCAAUGAAGAAAAGGAUAAAGUUGGUUGUGAAUCUAUUGAACACAUUUUAAAAUUCUCACAAAAUACUAUGUUGGAUUCAAUAUAUGUAAAUGAUCAAACAAAUGCAGAUGGAUCCAACAAUCUUUGUCACAAUAGAAGUAGUUCAGAAUAUUGUGAAUCUCAAUCAUUACACACCAAAGAAGCUAUAAAUGAACUGGCAUCAAAUAAUCAUAUCUUAAGCAAUGAGUUAGAUUCUAACAAGAAUGCUACAGAGCCGGUUGAGCACAAUUCAAGUUUAAUAACUACAACCAAGAAUGUUGAAAAUAUUCAAAAAGAAAUCACUAUUUCAGAAGUUUCUGAGACAUUGAACAAAAUAGUAUCUGGUUGUAGUGUAAAUCCUUCCCAUGAGCAAAGCGAACUAGAAACAUUAGAAAUAAAUAUCACUGAUGAUGAUAGAGAUAUAGAAGAAACUGUUGAGGAAACAAACAAACUUUUGAAAAACUGUAAAGACAUAGUAGUCAUUGAUUAAACUAUUGGUCAACAAUUUUGAUACUGAACCUAAUGCACAUUUGUCUAGGAACUUUGUGACAUAGCAUGGUUGCCGUUGGUAGAUGGCUGAUUCUCGAACAAGUGAAGAUGAAGAUGGCAGAUCUAGCUGUCGUUAGUUGUAGUCCUGUAGACUGGAAGAAAAUCAAUUUCCAUUGCUCACCACUAAUCAAUUUAAAUCUAUGAUAACUACUUAUGAACAUUGCUUUUACUAUUGUACUAAACAAAUUAAGAAAUCAAGGAUCAACUCGGCUGUAGACUGUUAAUGGCAAGGUGGAUGGCGAGCGAUGCUAGACGAAGAAGAGGGAAAUCGUCCUUCUAGGUUCGUGGUUCGUCUCUAUCCCGACAACCAGUGUAUGAAACCUCCACCAAUACUGAGCCAGAUACAAGUCACGUGACGCGAUUCUCGUAUCUGAUUGGAGUCUGACACCCGCUGUAAUAGAAUAGUCUAGUUUUUCUUUCUUUCUCACAUCACAAUGUUUAAAUGAUUUGAUUUAAUUUAGUUAAUGAAACAGCUGGUCAGUACAAUGAA